AUGUGUGUCUUGUGCUUUCCAAAGGCUCUUGCCCACGUAUUUAAAACCUACUUUCUGGCCAGUUACUACUUCGAGUUCGGCAACUGGCCCGUGGACUUCCGAUGGGAUGAGGCUGGUGGCCACAGACACCCUCCCGGCCACGACGAGAGUGGCCACGGCCGAGGUCGGGGCCGCCAGAUCAUGGUCCAAGCCGCGUCGGGACCGUGCCUGCUGGCGGCGGCGUCCUUGGCCACGCGGGCGGAUGGAGGCAGGCCAUCGGCGUGGAACAUCUUCAGCUCCUUUAAGCAGAUGCCCAGCCGGCUGGCCAGCUACAUCAUGGCCCAUUCUCUCGGUCGCUGGUUGUUGUACCCGGGCUCAGUGUUCCUCCUGAACCAAGCCUUACUACCAGUCCUGGCCAAGGGUCAGGCUCGCCUCUUGAGGGAUUACAACGGGAAGCGUGCCAAGCUGGUAGCCCGGGAUGGAAAUAAGAUCGACACCAUGUUUGUGGACAGGAGAAGCAAGGAAGCAGGGCAAACGGAGCACCCGGGGAACGUCCUGGUGGUUUGCUGCGAAGGGAACGUCAGCUUCUACCAGUGGGGCUGUCUUUCCACGCCCCUGAAGACUGGCUAUUCUGUGCUGGGAUGGAACCACCCUGGUUUUGCCGGAAGCACGGGCAAGCCCUACCCAGAGAAUGACGCCAACGCAGUGGACGUGGUGGUCCGCUUCGCGCUGCACCGCCUGGGCUUUCGGAUCCAGGACGUCGUGAUGUACGGGUGGUCCCUGGGAGGCUACUCCGCCGCCUGGGUCGCCAUGUCUUACCCGCUGUUAGGCGCCCUGGUCCUGGACGCCACUUUCGACGACCUGCUCCCCUUGGCCCUGAACGUCAUGCCCAAGAGCUGGAAGAAGCUGGUGGUGCGGACGGUGAAGGAGCACUUCAACCUCAACGUGGGGGAGCUGCUGUGCAGGUACGCCGGCCCCGUGCUGCUCAUCCGGAGGACCAAGGACGAGGUCGUCACCACCUGCCCGUUUGGCCUUGAGGACCGGGUGACUAAUCUCAGGUGCAACAGGGCCAAUGCGCUCCUGGUGCAGCUGCUGGAGCAUCGCUACCCCGAAGUCAUGUCCCAGGAGGGGCUGGAAGCGGUUCACGACUGGCUCAGGGCUGCCAGCCCCAAGCAGGAGGAGGCCAUCUACCGACGCUACAAGAUCAGUGACGACUGGUGCCUCAAGGAGCUCCGGGACUACAGAUCCAGCCUCGGACACGAGAGCCACUUCCCGUGGAGGGUUGGGAAGUACAUUACCUGCCGAGAAAAGAAGCAGAUGGCGGUGUUUUUGGCCAGGAAGCACAUGAGGAACGUGGAGACCACACACUGGUCUCUCCUGAAGCCCAGCGAUUUCCAGAUGCCCUGGAAGUUAUAG
Messenger RNA from Varanus komodoensis (Komodo dragon), 1395 nucleotides. RefSeq names its product protein ABHD16B-like. NCBI's taxonomy places the organism in Eukaryota, Metazoa, Chordata, Lepidosauria, Squamata, Varanidae. Gene Ontology annotation, molecular function: glycerophospholipase activity; monoacylglycerol lipase activity. Gene Ontology annotation, biological process: monoacylglycerol catabolic process; phosphatidylserine catabolic process. Gene Ontology annotation, cellular component: endomembrane system. The transcript has a single exon. The record is from RefSeq and is a predicted model, not a curated record. Bases 1 to 1395 code for a protein of 464 amino acids.